Procambarus clarkii (red swamp crayfish) is the source of this 3046-nucleotide messenger RNA. RefSeq names its product Nuclear localized protein 1 (gene Nulp1). The record is from RefSeq and is a predicted model, not a curated record. Gene Ontology annotation, cellular component: RQC complex. NCBI's taxonomy places the organism in Eukaryota, Metazoa, Arthropoda, Malacostraca, Decapoda, Cambaridae.
UGCUCUCUCUCUCUACUCACCUCUACCUCUGCUCUGCUCUAUAUAUCUACUCUACCACCGCUGCAGGCCACACUAGCGCCCCGUGACCGUAGACUGUGUGCUUGUAGCGUCGUGAGGCUGACAGUGUGUGUGAGCGAGUAGAUGAACACACGUCUCUCGGUUUGAGAACAUCUUGGAGCAUUAUCAAAAAUGUCCACAAGAGCAUUGAGAAAAUUGCAAGGAGGAAGGGGAGAUUUGGACUUGCCCAACAGCUGUCCUGAGGAGGAGGAGGAUGAUGAUGAACAGGAGGUAGAAGAACCUCCAAUAGUGCCUUCAAAGGGACAAAAUAGAUUUGAUUUGUUGAUCCAGGGAUCUCCAUCAGAGUCUGAGGUGAAGGAAGACGAUGACUUGACUGAACCUGGUGAAGGCAGAGAGGAUGUUCAUCGGGAUGGCCUUUCUCCACAGCCUCCUCUUGGGUCUGGAGCUAAGCGAAAACGUAAAAAGAAGAAGAAGAGAGGUAGAGUAAGAGUCCCUGCCAGCAGUGAAGAUCCAACCGAUAAUGAUAAGGAUGAGAUAGAUAACAUCAUUGAAGAAGUAAAUGCCAUUUCCGGCGAGACUCGGGUACAAGUCAGUGUUGAAAAAGCCACAAGUGAUAAACUCGCACGAAAUCUACUGAAUGUGGAGCAUAAGCACCUGAACCCCCAGAAUGAAAUGAAGCGGAUAUUUGGCUCUAAAGUUGUGCAGGCUAAUGAAAACAACAGACGCCGGGGCAGAACUGGUAGAUCAGUAAGGUCAACAUGGAUUGUUCAAGGACAUCCAAAUUGGGCAGCACAUCCUCGGCCAGGUAUAUCCAUGGUUGUGGCCGAGUCCACACCGACUUAUCCAGUGUUCAAGUAUGUCCACAGUCAAACAUAUCAGCAGUUCCAGUUCCGUUUUCUUGAGGCUGUUGAAUCUUUAAACCCCGAAAAUAUUAUGACUCUACUCAACCAUGAACCCUUCCAUGUGGAUACUCUUCUUCAAGUCUCUGAAAUAUUUCGACUUGGUGAUGAUUCUGCCAUGGCUGCUCAGCUGAUUGAGAGAGCGUUGUAUGUGUUGGAGACAGCUAGUCAUCCAUUAUUUAAUAUUGCUACUGGUGUUUGCAGAUUGCAGUAUCGUCAACAGGAAAAUAGGAGCUUGUUUAUUGCUCUCUUCCGUCACAUACUCAACGUGGGGCAAAAAGGGUGUUACCGUACUGCCCUCGAGCUGUGUAAGCUGCUGCUGAGCCUCUCUCCUGACGAUGAUCCUAUGGCUGUCUCUCUCAUGAUAGAUUUUUAUGCCCUCCGUGCUCAGGAAUACGAAUGGCUGGUUGCACUCUAUGAUAUGUAUGAACCCUCUAAAAAUCUCUCAAUGCUACCUAGUUUUUCUUACUCGGUACCCCUUGCACUGUUCCACCUUAGUGUUGGUGGGGAUCAACCAUCAGGACGGGACAAGCGAGAGGCAGCUAAGGCGGCAGCAUUGGCUGAGGAAUUGGGGAGUGUAGAGGAGAUGCGGAAGCGUGCAGAUACAAUGAUACAGAAGGCUCUUAUCAUGUUCCCUGGUGUAUUGAUGCCUCUGCUUGAUAAAUGUAAUAUUCAGCCAGACCCAGUUGUUGCUAGUCAUGCAUUCUUUGGUCCAGCAGCACAAAUACAACAGAGUAAAGGAUUGACUCAGAUUGUCAACCUGUAUGUGGGCCGCUGCUAUCACGUAUGGAAAGAAGCAGGUGUCAUGACAUGGCUGGAAGAGAAUGUGCAAGUUGUCCUGGCUCGUGUAGAUAGUGGUGACCCACUAGUGAAGGAAGGAGAAGAGAUUCGUAAAGUGCGGUACCAGGGGACACCCAUGGCAAUUUACCGCCACAUUCUUAUGGCAGAAAUCAAGCACGCUACUGCAGCUCUACCUGCUGCCCUUGCCAACUCUCCAGUAAUGAGUUAUGAUCCUUUACCACCACCUGACACUAUCUGUGGCUAUAGUAGACCGCCUUCAUCUAAUCAUCCAACAAGUAAUUCAUCAAGUAUUUUAGCUUCAUUCUUCCGUUCGCUGCUUCCCAACUAUGACCCAAACGCUCCAGACCCUGACGAAGGUGCAGAGGGUGCAGUAGCAUUGCAGGAAGCAGGAGGCGAGGAAGAAGGACAAGCUGUUGGAGAUUUGAGAGCUUCGGUGAAUACACUCCUUGAUGCCAUGAGGGACCUCCUCUCAAACAUACACCUCCCAGAACCUCCAGGAAAUGAGGCAGACAUGUCAGAGGAAGAAAACAAUGAGUGGGAUUGAGUUGAGGCUCACAUGUUAAAAAUGCCAGGAAAAUUUUAGAAUAAAGAGUUAAAGGUUAUUUACUGAUAAGCUGAGACUUAAACACAGAUUUCAAUAGACUGCCUUGUAUCCAUGCCAGUUAGUUUAGAAUUUGAACUUUGUACAGGUGCUUUUUAAAAGAAACUUUGUACAUUUUCUGAAGUGUUAAAACUAAAUACAUACAGUAUAGAAUUACAUGUACUUAAAGGAAAUUUUCAAAUUGCUUUUUACACAUUUUAUAUCUAAUUUGUACAAUAUUUGCAGUUUCAUAGCUCCCUAAAAGUACUUAUCAAGGGUACAACAACUAAUUAGAUUUUGUUAUUCCAUGGGAAGUCAUUAAUUGCUGUGGCUUUGUCAUGUUAUGCACUGAUAAUCACUGUUAAUUUUCACAUUAAAAAGGUAUUUAUUAAUAAGAUUUUUAGGCACCUGUUAUGUAGCCGAGUUGGUGAUCUGAACGAUUGUGAAAGGCGGAUUGAGUGUGUUGAUACAUGCUUGAGCAUCUUUGCCAGAGCAAACAAAUACACACAUAUUUAAUUGUGAUGCUCUUUUAAAUUAAUUGGCUCAUUCAUCAGUUUAGUGAGUUGAUUUUUGUGACUCGGACACAUUGGUUUUCUUGGGCUCCUUUCUAAGAGUAUUGACAAAAUAACCUUUAAUGAGCCAAAUCAAAACAUGCCUCUCUUACCAGUUAUAUUUACCUUAUGCUCUGAUGGGGGGUCCUUUAUCUUGUGCUAUCCCGCACAUGCACUCGGAUUAAAGGUUGUCAUCA